CGCAUUUUCUGUUUUAAGUUACCUCCCUUAUGUAAACAACAUACCCAGCAACCCGGCAUUGAUAAACUAUAAGAUCAACAUGUUGAAGCAGGAUUUUAUUGAAAGACGGACACAUGUGAGUCAUGUGAUUCCCCCUCAGUGGAAACUUGACCCACAAGGACAGUACUAUGAACUGGAUUUAAAAAUGUGUCAGCUUAAAGAACUCAAUUAUGAUUUUAAUUGGGGAAAAGAAGGUGGACCUCUCCCUCGAAUGGCGUCAAUUAUUGAGGUACCAUCACGGAUUGUGAGACUUGACUUGUCUUUAAAUGAGUUAGCAGUACUGGAUCACGCCGGUCUAAGACCUUACAGAAACCUCAGGGAACUCAAUGCAUCACUCAACAAAAUUAGCAAUUUCACUGGAAUAGAAAUAUUGAAGUAUCUACAAACCCUGAACCUGUCUCAUAACUUCAUUAGUAAGAUAGAGAAUCUAGUAUCAAGUUCCUCUCUAAUUGAGCUGAACCUCAGUAUGAAUGAGUUAACUGAUGUGUCAUAUAUGCCAAGUUUGAUCAACCUGGAAGUUUUAAAUAUCAGUAAUAACAAGUUAAGAUCUCUAGAUGGUGUUCAGUCUCUGGCAAGAUUACGAGAGCUUCAUGCACAGAGAAACAAUGUAGAAGAUAUAGUACCCCUGACAAGCUGUUUCCAUCUUCAAGUUUUAAAUGUUGCAGACAAUCAUAUAAUUGCCCUUCACAAUACUGUUGAUAUACUUGCCCAACUGAGGAGGCUUGAAGUUCUCAGUCUUCAUGGAAAUCCAGUAGAGAAAGAUCAUAUGUAUCGUACUGAGAUCAUUAAAUCAACAAAUGUGAUGACACUAGACAAUAUCUCUGUUAGACCAUUACCAAAACCAGCAGAUAUGGACAGAGUACAGUAUGAUGAGAACUAUAAACAUGUUCAGAAUAUUCACACACUGAAGGAAGCUGCCAGGCAGGCUUUUGAAGAGCGAAUGAGAGAUGCUAAAACACAAAUGGCUGAUCAGAUCGGAUUCUUACAAAGGAGGAUUGUGAUGUUACAGAAAGAAUAUCAAGAAUACGAGUCCACAUUACGUAAUGACCUUGACUCCUGCUUAAGAUAUCUGGACAAUUUGUCCCAUACGGAGAUAGGAUCUUUUGAUAGAUCAGCUAUGAGGGAUAGUAUGGGAACACCACAACCAAAGCCAUGGCAUAGAAGUCACAGAUCCCAUGCAGAUAGGGAUAAAACAGAUUACAGUAACAUUAAGAAAACAGAACAGGUUUUAAUGUUUGCUAGCAAGGAGCUUAAGAAGUGAAAAUUCUUUCUAAAGAGACAAAACAUUGUGGACAAAACAAGACAGCUCAGUAUGAGAGGAAUGGAAAUAUUGUGUUCAAUAACACUUUGUCAAAUAAUCUUGUCAUUUUCUCAUUAUCAGAUAAACUUGGCAUUAUCUCCUAGGAGAAGAUUGACAUAACGACAAUUAUGAUCUGUGCAUGAAAUUUAGUGACUAAAGUACCAGUUUUAAAUUAGGCUAUUUCCUACUGGCUAUAUUUUAUAAGUUAGCUUUUUAUAAAUGUUUGUAUGACUAUGCUUAGGUAAUUCUCUACUAAGAAUAACCUUAUAUCUUCUUAUUAUAUUAUAAUAAGAAUGAAUAUAGUGUUAGAGCAGCAGGACAUAGAGGAUAUUGAAUAAGUGUAAGUUCAAUACUGAAUUUAUUGCUCAAGUUGAAUAAAAUUGAAUAAAAUCGCAAGAGGCUCGCAUAAUAUUAUUUUAUUCAAGGAGUUCAAUAAAGUCAGUAAUGAACUUACACAAAUUUGAUAUUCUAUUUAUCACAUACCUAAAAUAAAGACCAUUUAAAGUGAAAAAAGAGUCAUUUUUCAUUGACGCGCCU
Molecule: messenger RNA, 1876 nt
Organism: Ruditapes philippinarum (Manila clam)
Lineage: Eukaryota; Metazoa; Mollusca; Bivalvia; Venerida; Veneridae
Product: internalin I-like
Exons: 12
Coding region: 80-1300 (406 amino acids)
Molecular function (GO): protein binding
Source: RefSeq, a predicted model, not a curated record